Messenger RNA from Coregonus sp. 'balchen', 16186 nucleotides. The record is from the annotation of a GenBank genome assembly. Lineage: Eukaryota; Metazoa; Chordata; Actinopteri; Salmoniformes; Salmonidae.
CAGCUGACCAGCCUGUGCACCUUCAGACUCUGACAGGAAGGCGAGCCGGGUGGGUGACGCAAAGUCAGAGCAGAGGACGCGGCAUCACGGGCACAAAGGGAAGGGCAUCAGUGGAGAGCGCACAACGCGCACAGAGAGCGAUAGUGAGUAAAACAAUGAGGGAUGCGCAAUUGACAUGAACGUUCAAUAAAAACCUGCGACUCAUAGGCUAUAGAGAAGAACUGCAACAGGACCCCCAAGGGAAGGAAGCCAAGUUCACCUAUAGCGCAUCCGUAGAAGGUAAACCCCCUGAAUUAAAUAUGCAUCUAACCUAACAUACAGUAACAAUGCAGGGUUUUACAUUUGUAUUAUAUCUUUCAAAUGUAGAGACUGUCGUUUGGCUGUAGUAAGUGUACAUUUGACUCUCUGUUCAACAUGUGUUUUUCUCUCAGGAGAUAGGUCUUUACACUACAGAUUAACUUCUAAUAGCAUUGCUAUGUAGCCUUACUAGCCCAUGGUCAUCAAUAAAAUGUGCUGUGUCAACUCUGGAGCUUUGCCAGCUCUGCAACGAAUAAGCUCUGAGUUGGCAAAAUGAUUGCUGCCAGCUUGUCAUAUUCUGAGAGAGAGAAAAAAAGAGAGAGAGUGUGUGAUAGUUUAGUUAGAAAUAUGAUACAGCAAUCUUGAGUGGUAUAUGAUAGUCAAUUUGAGUAGCUUACUUAUCUUAGCCUUCUUGGACCUUGUAUCUCACUUCCAGUAGCCUUCAAUUGAACGCCUCCCGCUCUGCCCUUCGUAAUCACGUGCAGAAGGCUAUCUACUGUCCUUCGAAAUCACUUCUUCUUUUGAACUGAACUCACAUGCCAGGGGUAUCUAGCUAUCUAUAUAUCUAUUUUUUGUUAUUUUAGCAGACGCUCUUAUCCAGAGCGACUUCCAGUUAGUGAGUGCAUACAUAUUUUAUUUAUUUUUAUAUAUUUUUUUUCAUACUGGUCCCCCAUGGGAAACGAACCCACAACCCUGGCGUUACAAACGCCAUGCUCUACCAACUGAGCUACACUGGACUAUCUAUCUAUCUAUCUAUCUAUCUAUCUAUCUAUCUAUCUAUCUAUCUAUCUAUCUAUCUAUCUAUCUAUCUAUCUAUCUAUCUAUCUAUCUAUCUAUCUAUCUAUCUAUCUAUCUAUCUAUCUAUCUAUCUAUCUAUCUAUCUAUCUAUCUAUCUAUCUAUCUAUCUAUCUAUCUAUCUAUCUAUCUAUCUAUCUAUCUAUCUAUCUAUCUAUCUAUCUGCACUACUUCUCCAUCUCUCCCCCACCCACGUCUCACCCCUACUUUUGCAGCGACAAUACUGUUCAAAUUAAGAUCCUACAUCUGUAGCCUACCUCUCUACUGUAUUCAUCUGAUCUCACUCUUCCUGAUCUUUCUGAUCUAUCAUUGGUUGAUGUGAUUGGACCUGUGUUCACUUUCUGUGUCAGGAUAACACUUUUCUCUUCCUGUGAUGUGACUGCCUAUGAUUGACUUGUUGAUGUAUACUGAUUGUAUUGUGAUGGAUUUUCUCCAGAGUCACACAGAUCUAUAGACUAAAUGACUCUGAUUCUCUCUGUCUCAUAGCUGGAAAACGACUUUAACUCAGCUCUUACAACCAAUCCUCUCCUCUAACUGACUGAUUGACAGCCACCUGGUCCAAUCACUGCUCACUCUCCCCACAUCCCCUCCAAUCACCAACCUCUCAUUCACUCCCACCUGUUUUAUUCUAUUGUUUUGUUCUUCUAUUGGUACCGGUGUUCUAGUUCUACCGAUCAAUCUAUGUGUCUAUCUACUUCAUUCUUGUCUUUAUUGAUACCAUUCUACUGUAGAAGUUUCCUUCCGACCUAGUUGUGUUUUGGUCUUAUUCAUUAUUCUGUGUCGUUUUAUUAGCCCCUGUCUUGCUCUACUGGUCAAGCGUUGUUUGUCUAGUCUAGUACUUUGUCAGCAUUAUUGUUCAUUAAAGUGCAGGCCUGUGUUCUAUAAAAAAACGUUCAAUCAACCCCCUACCCUCCCCUCGAUCCCCAAAACAACUUCUUUAAGCUCUUGUACCGGGGACGGGGGACGGGGGAUAAACUGUAGACCCUGUGGCCCUGUCCCCUCACUUAGUGUGAUGUGUGUGUUGUUUUGUUUAGGUCCUGACUGAGCAUGUGUGUGAUAUACAGUAUGGACACUAAGACAGCAUGGUGUGAUAUACAGUAUGGACACUAAGACAGCAUGGUGUGAUAUACAGUAUGGACACUAAGACAGCAUGGUGUGAUAUACAGUAUGGACCAUAAGACAGCAUGGUGUGAUAUACAGUAUGGACACUAAGACAGCAUGGUGUGAUAUACAGUAUGGUCAAUAAGACAGCAUGGUGUGAUAUACAGUAUGGACACUAAGACAGCAUGGUGUGAUAUACAGUAUGGACACUAAGACAGAUAAGUGACCUAACGAUGGUGUAUAUACAGUAUGGACACUAAGACAGCAUGGUGUAUAUACAGUAGGACAUAAGAGGUGAUACAGUAUGGACACUAAGACAGCAUGGUGUGAUAUACAGUAUGGACACUAAGACAGCAGGUGUGAUAUACAGUAUGGACACUAAGACAGCAUGGUGUGAUAUACAGUAUGGACACUAAGACAGCAGGUGUGAUAUACAGUAUGGACACUAAGACAGCAUGUGUAAUAUACAGUAUGGACACUAAGACAGCAGGUGUGAUAUACAGUAUGGACACUAAGACAGCAUCUGUGUAGUCAUUCAAACUCUACUAUAUAUGCUGCUGAAGGUAAUGAAGUUUGAAAAACGUGACGUUCUGUUCAGCAUGCUGCUGAUUCCUAGAAGUGUCUCUGUGUGUCUGUGUCUCUCUGUGUGUAUGUCUCUCUGUGUGUCUGUCUCUCUGUGUGUCUGUCUCUGUGUCUCUGUGUGUCUGUCUCUCUGUGUGUCUGUGUCGCUCUGUAUGUCUGUGUCUCUCUGUGUCUGUGUGUCUGUGUCUCUCUGUCUCUCUGUGUCUCUGUGUCUCUCUGUGUCUCUCUUGUCUCUGUGUGUCUCUCUUUGUCUCUGUGUGUCUGUCUCUCUGUGUCUGUGUCUCUGUGUGUCUGUCUCUCUGUGUGUCCGUGUCUUUGUGUGUCUGUGUCGCUCUGUAUCUCUCUGUGUCUGUGUCUGUGUGUCUCUCUGUGUCUCUGUGUUUCUGUGUGUCUGUCACACUGUAGAAUGCUUACAGUAAAUGAUAGACUAAAUAUGACAGUGACAGUCAGUGAUAGACUAAAUAUUACAGUGACAGUCAGUGAUAGACUAAAUAUGACAGUGACAGUCAGUGAUAGCCGGUAAUGAACGUUACAGUGAUGUCAGGCUGUUUACCUUUCUCUCCCACUCUGUCAAUACACUCAAGCUUAAAAGGCCAUUUACCGAAACCCCUAAUGGCUCCCAAAUUGCCAUCUGUAAAAUCCAAUCCAAUAACCAGCAGUAGUGUGUGUGUGUUAUAACAUUUGUGUUAUUUUGCAAUGAGUUAAGUUUAGCCUCAUGUUUUAAAAAUGUAGCAUACAGACCAACAUUUAUGUAACAAACUGUACGUUUUUUUUAUGUUCCAGUUGAUGACUGUGCCCAUAUGGACAGCAGGUUGGUUUCCAUGACAACACCCCCACACUCUCUGAUAACACUUUUUAUGUCUCUCUCCUCCACAGAUGUCACCAGAGGGACCCUCAUAGCUGGAAAAAUUCUACAACUCAGCUUUAACUGACAACCAAUCCUCUCCUCUAACUGACUGAUUGACAGCCACCUGGUCCAAUCACUGCUUACUUCCCCACAUCCCCUCCACCCCACACUUCCAGUGCAAUGGCAUCCUACAGCCCCACCCCCACACAAGAGCCCGCCACCAACGGCGGGUCGCCCUCGCUCAAGUCGGGCGGCUCAGGGGGCGACAACGAUUCCAUGAAGCUGAAGAAGGAGAUCUCUCUCCUGAACGGCGUGUGUCUCAUCGUGGGCAACAUGAUCGGCUCGGGCAUCUUCGUCUCGCCUAAAGGCGUUUUAAUCUACAGCGCCUCCUACGGGCUGUCGCUGGUAGUGUGGACCAUCGGCGGUAUCUUCUCUGUGUUCGGGGCCCUGUGCUACGCUGAGCUGGGGACCACCAUCACCAAGUCAGGGGCCAGUUAUGCUUACAUCCUGGAGGCCUUCGGAGGGUUCCUGGCCUUCAUCAGGCUGUGGACGUCCCUGUUGAUCAUAGAGCCCACUAGCCAGGCAGUCAUAGCCAUCACCUUCUCCAACUACAUGGUGCAGCCCGUCUUCCCUACCUGCAUAGCACCCUAUCUGGCUAACCGCAUGCUGGCAGCGGCCUGUAUAUGUGAGUAUUUUAUAGUCAUUGUGUAUGGAGGGUUGUUGUUUGUGUGUUACUGUUCCACUGUAGGCCUCUGCUAUGGUUAGGGCCCUGAGUUUUUCCUUACCAAUGGAAAUGAUCAGGAAGAACUUUGGGCCUCAACCAUAGUAUGUGCAAGGACUUUCCAUGAAGACAAUGAUGUGUGUGUGUGUGUGUGUGUGUGUGUGUGUUCACACUCCCGUGAGUACUGAAGGGUGAUGUGUGUGUAUGCGCCUCUUUUUGUGGAAAAAGGGCGAACCGAAAGUAAAUGACUCACAGCAUACCCAAGUCAGCACCUCAGCAACAGAAGGGAACACUAGAAAGGUUGAAAGAGGAACAGAGAGGGGAGGACAGAGACCACAGACUCCAACACGUGUUUCCUAAAUAAAAUACAGAAAAUAGGGGAAAGGAGAAUUUACUCAACUUCAGGAUAAUUUACCAACAUUACAGAACGUCUGUGUGACCAGAUAAAACUGCUGGCAAUGCUCAUGACAAUAGAGUACAAUAGAGUACAAUAACGUACUGUAAAUUGAUAAUUUAUAAACCACCAAAGGAGGCAAGGAAGAAUAGAGAUGAGUAAGGAAAUAUGUAGAGAGAGGGAAGGAGGGAGUGUUGUCAUGGAUAUUGUUCUAACAGAUUAGAAGAAACCUGGACCUCUUAGCACAACCACUAAUAGUCAUACUAUUAUUGUGGGUUUAAUAGUCAUACUAUUAUUGUGGGUUUGAUAGUCAUACUAUUAUUGUGGGUUUGAUAGUCAUACUAUUAUUGUGGGUUUGAUAGUCAUAUUAUUAUUGUGGGUUUGAUAGUCAUAUUAUUAUUGUGGGGUUGAUAGUCAUACUAUUACUGUGGGUUUGAUAGUCAUAUUAUUAUUGUGGGUUUGAUAGUCAUAGUAUUAUUGUGGGUUUGAUAGUCAUACUAUUAUUGUGGGUUUGAUAGUCUUAUUAUUAUUGUGGGUUUGAUAGUCUUAUUAUUAUUGUGGGUUUGAUAGUCUUAUUAUUAUUGUGGGUUUGAUAGUCUUAUUAUUAUUGUGGGUUUGAUAGUCUUAUUAUUGUGGGUUUGAUAGUCUUAUUAUUGUGGGUUUGAUAGUCUUAUUAUUAUUGUGGGUUUGAUAGUCAUACUAUUAUUGUUGGUUUGAUAGUCAUAUUAUUAUUGUGGGUUUGAUAGUCAUAUUAUUAUUGUGGGGUUGAUAGUCAUACUAUUACUGUGGGUUUGAUAGUCAUAUUAUUAUUGUGGGUUUGAUAGUCAUACUAUUAUUGUGGGUUUGAUAGUCAUACUAUUAUUGUGGGUUUGAUAGUCUAUUAUUAUUGUGAGUUUGAUAGUCUUAUUAUUAUUGUGGGGUUGAUAGUCUUAUUAUUAUUGUGGGGUUGAUAGUCUUAUUAUUAUUGUGGGGUUGAUAGUCUUAUUAUUAUUGUGGGGUUGAUAGUCUUAUUAUUAUUGUGGGGUUGAUAGUCUUAUUAUUAUUGUGGGGUUGAUAGCCAUAUUAUUAUUGUGGGUUUGAGUCAUACUAUUAUUGUGGGUUUGAUAGUCAUACUAUUAUUGUGGGUUUGAUAGUCAUAUCAUUAUUGUGGGUUUGAUAGUCAUAUUAUUAUUGUGGAUUUGAUAGUCAUAUUAUUAUUGUGGAUUUGAUAGUCUUAUUAUUAUUGUGGGUUUGAUAGUCUUAUUAUUAUUGUGAGUUUGAUAGUCUAUUAUUAUUGUGGGGUUGAUAGUCUUAUUAUUAUUGUGGGGUUGAUAGCCAUAUUAUUAUUGUGGGUUUGAGUCAUACUAUUAUUGUGGGUUUGAUAGUCAUACUAUUAUUGUGGGUUUGAUAGUCAUAUCAUUAUUGUGGGUUGAUAGUCAUAUAUUAUUGUGGAUUUGAUAGUAUUAUUAUGUGGAUUUGAUAGUCGUAUAUUAUUGUGGGUUUGAUAGUCUUAUAUAUUGUGGUUUGAUAGUCUUAUUAUUUGUGGGGUUGAUAGUCUUAUUAUAUGUGGGGUGAUAGUCUUUUAUUAUUGUGGGGUUGAUAGUUUAUUAUUAUUGUGGGGUUGAUAGUCUUAUUAUUAUUGUGGGGUUGAUAGUCUUAUUAUUAUUGUGGGGUUGAUAGCCAUAUUAUUAUUGUGGGGUUGAUAGUCAUUAGUAAGUACAGUAUAAGCCAGAACUGGAACAGAUUGAUGGAACACAUAGAACAUGAAAACAACCAGACGAAACCCUGGGUCAAAUAGCCGGAAGUCAUGGACAUAUACAGAAUACUGCUGCUACUACGCAACCAGAUAGAACACUGUUACGAGCCUCAUUAAAGGGGAUAGUUCUGAGAUAAGCAUCCUUCAAGUUGCAAAAUAUCACUCAAGUAAUAAAUAUCACUCAUUCAUCUAACUACAAUCCGGACACACCCAUAUCCACACCCAGACGCACGCAAGCACGCACGCACGCACGCACGCACACACACACACACACACACACACACACACACACACACACACACACACACACACACACACACACACACACACACACACACACACCACACACACACACACACACACACACACACACACACACACACACACACACACACACACACACACACACACACACACACACACACACACACACACACAGAUAAGCAGUGCUUUAGGGAAUUUAGCCAUAUUAUUAUUGUGGGGUUGAUAGUCAUUAGUAAGUACAGUAUAAGCCAGAACUGGAACAGAUUGAUGGAACACAUAGAACAUGAAAACAACCCGACGAAACCCUGGGUCAAAUAGCCGGAAAGUAUGGACAUAUACAGAAUACUGCUGCUACUACGCAACCAGAUAGAAACACUGUUACGAGCCUCAUUAAAGGGGAUAGUUCUGAGAAAGCAUCCUUCAAGUUGCAAAAAUCACUCAGAAUAAAUACACUCAUUCAUCUAACUACAAUCCGGACACACCCAUAUCCCACCCAGACGCACGCAAGCACGCACGCACGCACGCACACACAACACACACACACACACACACACACACACACAACAACACACACAACCCCACACACACACACACACACACACACACACACACACACACACACACCACACACACACACCACACACACACACACACACACACACACACACACACACACACACACACACACACAGAUAAGCAGUGCUUUAGGGAAUGUUAAUGUGCUGAUAGCUGCUAGGUAAAAAGGUAAAAGUCCUUUCUAUUUCAAGACUCUGACCCCAGGCUAAUAGCUAAUGACAGGUCAGUCAGCAUGGCACAGAAGUGAACUAUAACCACAGAUCUAGGAUCAGAUUAGUCUACACCCCAUCCUAACCAUCAAGCGGAUGGAAAAACACCUGAUCUAGUAUCAGUGUUUAGAGGCGUUAGAGGCGACGUCAACAUACUCCACAGCAUGGCACAGCCCUGAGAAGACCGGAAACACCUCCAGGUAGAAAUGAACUAUAACCACAGAUAUAGGAUCAGAUUACCCUACCAUCAACCCUAACCUUGAUCCUGUAUAAAUGGUUAGGAGUUCUCCGUACACCACAGGACAGCGCCCAAACAUGGCAGCCGUCAAUCUUACCCCUAUUUUGAUACAGUCUAUGGGUUGCGUCCCAAAUGGCACCCUAUUCCUUAUGUAGUGCACUACUGUUGACCAGGGCCCAAUGGGUAGUGCACUAUCUAGGGAAUAGGGUGCCAUUUGGGAUAUAAUCCAUGGUCUCACCACACAUCUGGACCAGAUCUGGAGUAGCCUAGAGGACCGACCUGAUCUACACCCUCCCACCCUUCUAGCCUUUCACUGUCAAUACAACCACGCCUAGGACAUCUGUGUGGCCCGCUAUACUCUGUCAGUUCUCUGUUAGUCCGGAUCACUCACUAUCUCUGGACUGGUCUGGAUGGUGAGAUAUGUUAUGUUUAAGGAGAUCCCCUAUUGAUAAGAGACUGUUAUGAUCCAUGUCUUCAUAACUGGGAUAAAGUGUUAUGAUCCUUUAGGUUUGGGGGUGGAAGGGAAACAUGCUAUUCUGGUAGCUAAGUAUUAUUCUUAUUUCGGGGGAGAUUGGUGGACACAGUGUCAUGGCCCACUCUUCAUUUGGGAGAGGCAGGGAGAGAUGGUGACAGUUAUGAUGAUCAAUGAUAUACAUAGGCCUUCAUCCAUCUAGGAUUAUGAUUAGGGUCUUGAUAUUUGGCCUGGCCAUGUGACCGCACCAGGAAAAACGCAGGGCCCUAGUUAUGAACCUCUUUUUAUGUUGAGAAGGGUGAUGUGUGUAUGUACUGUAUGUGUGUCAAUGUAUAUAUUUGUUUUAACAUGAACAUUCACUUGAGUUGUAGAUCUGAACUUGAGUGUUAAUCAUUUAGGUAAACACUGGAUGGUAGAUAUCAUUAUGGCUACUUAACAUUACAGUAAUGCAGGAAAAUGUUGUUGAGGAGCAUUUUGGGUAUACCAGAGGCUUAUCAAACACUAUGCAGUGUGAGGGAUAUACUGUAUAGAUAUAUAGGCUGUGUCCCAAAUGGCACCAUAUUCCCAAUGUAGUGCAAUACCUUUGACCAGAGCCCUACAGGUCCUUGUCAAAAGUAGUGUACUACAUAGGGAAUAGGGUGCCAUUUGAGAUGCAACCAUAGUGAAGAGAGCGAUACAUUAGUUAUUAUUCAAUCCCAGUGAGUGGGAGGACAGUGGGAGGACAGUGAUGACUAUCUCAGGUUUCUGAACUUGAAGGAACAAACACUGAUAAGCACAUAGAGAGAGAGAAGACAAACUGGAAAACAUGUUUUCAAUACUAAGAAUGGGGAGCAGUGUAUUACAAGGACACAGUUAGAAACUCAGUCUGUAUCUGUCAGCCAGCCAGCUAGUUAGUGUGUCAGUCAGCCAGUAAGUCAGUCAGUCAGCUAGACAGUCAGUCAGUCAGCCAGUGAGUCAGUGUGUCAGCCAGCUAGUCAGUAUAUCAGUCAGUCAGUCAGCUAGACAGUCAGCCAGUCAGUCAGUCAGUCAGUCAAUCAGCUAGAUAGUCAGUCAGCUAGACAGUCAGCUAGUCAGUCAGUCAGUCAGUCAGCUAGACAGUCAGUCAGCUAGUCAGUCAGUCAGUCAGUCAGUUAGACAGUCUGCCAGUCAGUCAGUCAGUCAGUCAGUCAGCUAGACAGUCAGCCAGUCAGUCAGUCAGUCAGUCAGUCAGUCAGUUAGACAGUCUGUCAGCUAGACAGUCAGUCAGUCAGCCAGUCAGUCAGUCAGCUUGACAGUCAGCCAGUCAGUCAGUCAUACAGUCAGUCAGUCAGUCAGUCAGUCAGUCAGCUAGACAGUCAGUCAGUCAGUCUGCUAGACAGUCAGUCAGUCAGCCAGUCAGUCAGUCAGACCGUCAGUCAGUCAGUCAGCUAGACAGUCAGUCAGUCAGUCUGCUAGACAGUCAGUCAGUCAGCUAGUCAGUCAGUCAGUCAGCAUGACAGUCAGUCAGUCAGCUAGUCAGUCAGUCAGCUAGACAGUCAGUCAGUCAGUCAGUCAGUCAGUCAGUCAGCUAGACAGUCAGUCAGUCAGCCAGUCAGUCAGUCAGUCAGCUAGACAGUCAGUCAGCUAGUCAGUCAGUCAGUCAGCUAGACAGUCAGUCAGUCAUUCAGUCAGCUAGACAGUCAGUAAGUCAGUCAGUCAGUCAGUCAGUCAGUCAGUCAGUCUGCUAGACAGUCAGUCAGUCAAUCAGCUAGUCAGUCAGUCAGUCAGUCAGCUAGACAGUCAGUCUGUCAGCUAGACAGUCAGUCAGCUAGUCAGUCAGUCAGUCAGCUAGACAGUCAGUCAGCUAGUCAGUCAGUCAGUCAGUUACACAGUCAGUCAGUCAGUCAGUCAGCUAGACAAUCAGUCAGUCUGUCAGUCAGUUAGACAGUCAGUCAGUCAGUCAGUCAGCUAGACAGUCACUCAGUCAGUCUGCUAGACAGUCAGUCAGUCAGUUAGACAGUCAGUCAGUCAGUCAGCUAGACAGUCAGUCAGUCAGCUAGUCAGUCAGUCAGUCAGUCAGCUAGACAGUCAGUCAGUCAGCUAGUCAGUCAGUCAGCUAGACAGUCAGUGAGUCAGUCAGCUAGACAGUCAGUCAGCUAGACAGUCAGCCAGUCAGUCAGUCAGUCAGCUAGACAGUCAGUCUGUCACUCAGUCAGCUAAACAGUCAGUCAGUCAGUAAGUCAGUCUGCUAGACAGUCAGUCAGCUAGUCAGUCAGUCAGUCAGUCAGCUAGUCAGUCAGUCAGUCAGCUAGACAGUCAGUCAGUCAGCUAGACAGUCAGUCAGCUAGUCAGUCAGUCAGUCAGUCAGCUAGACAGUCAGUCAGUCAGCUAGACAGUCAGUCAGUCAGUCAGCUAGACAGUCAGUCUGUCAGCUAGACAGUCAGUCAGCUUGACAGUCAGUCAGUCAGCUAGACAGUCAGUCAGCCAGUCAGUCAGUCAGUCAGCUAGACAGUCAGUCAGACAGCUAGACAGGCAGUCAGUCAGUCAGCUAGACAGUGUUAGUCAUUUUACUAAUCUAUAGAGGUCGUUUAAUAACCCUUAGCACUCUAUCUGUGUACUCCUUUUACCCCACUAGUCUCUUCUUCUGUGUCUGACCUUUUCUCUUUCUCCCUCCGUUCCUCCUACUCCUCUCUGUCUCUGUCUCUAUGUGCUGCACUCAGCUCUUGAACCUCUGUGGAAAACAACGGCCUUGACUGCUGCAGUCAGCAGCCUCAUUUCCUCCAGCUACGUAGACUGAAACUAGAACACACACACGUCAGCGUGUGUCUGAGCGUGCGUGUGUGUGUGUGUAGUAACAUGUAGAUCUAAAUGUCUAAAUGUUUGUAUCUCCUCUCCAGGUUUGCUGACCUUUGUGAACUGUGCCUAUGUGAAGUGGGGGACGCGUGUCCAGGACUUCUUCACCUACGCUAAGGUCAUCGCACUCAUCGCUGUCAUCAUCACCGGCCUGGUCAAGAUAGGACAAGGUACUGAUGCUGCCAGGAUGGCCCUCACACUCACACGCAAUAAUAUUAUCACACAUAUCGUCCAAAUAUUCAACCAUCCACUCACUGUACUGUACUGUACAUUCACAGAAACAGAUAUACCCACUGUGAACACUGACACGGUCCUAUAGUUAUUGUACAUAAAAUACAUAUUUAUCUGUAGUAUUUACAUACAGUCAUUUAUACCAGUUAAUGUAUGUAUUUACGUAUGUGUAAUAAUACAGGAUCUUGUGUGUGUGUGUGUGUGUGUGCGUGUUCCUCAGGCCAGACGCAGAACUUUGAGGGUAUGUUUGAGGGCUCAUCCACGGAUCCAGGAGACAUAGCUCUGGCCCUGUACUCUGCUCUGUUCUCCUACUCUGGCUGGGACACACUCAACUUCGUCACAGAAGAGAUCAAAAACCCAGAGAGGUGAAGGGAGGGCCAGGGGAAGGGUACGAGAAUGAGAGGUAGUGAAGGAGUAGAGGACGAGUAAUAAUUAGUAUAGUAAAUGUAGGCUAAGGGAUAAGGAAGGAAUAAGAGGAUGAGAGGGAAGAGGGAAGAAGGAUGAGAGUGUAUUAAGGAGAGGGAGAGAGAGGGAGAGGGAGAGGGGGUAGAUAUAUGGAGUGGUUGUGAGUAAGAAGAGAAGGUGUAGUAAUAGUGAUUGAUGAGGCAAGGAUGGGAGGUAUGGAGUGGGAUGACAUACGGACUGAAUGGGUAGUCAGAUGUAUUAGGCGGGGGAGGGCGGAGUAGGGCUGGAGGCUCCUCUUCUCCUGGGGAAGUAUUUAACUGAGCUCCUUCGCUCUGAUUCACACAGCCAAACACUGAUCAAAUGGAGCAAGACAGACAUGUGAUUGGAUCACAAGCUACUUCCAGUUCUCAGGCAGAUUAUGACAAACACACUCCCACCUCCCCCUCUACCUUCCUCUGCACCUCAACCCCUGCCCCUACCUUACUCUGCUCCUCCACAUCCCCCUCCACCUUCCUCUGCUCCCCCACCUUCUUCUGCACCUUCCUCUGCUCCCCCACCUUCCUCUGCUCCUCCACCUUCCUUUGCACCUCCACCUCCCCCUCACCUUCCUCUGCUCUUCCACCUUCCUCUGCACUUCCACCUCCCUCUCACCUUCCUCCACAUCCCCCUCCACCUUCCUCUACUCCUCCACUUCCACCUACCUCUGCUCCUCCACCUUCACCCCACCCUUGCCCAAGUGGUAACUCUUCACCUUCACUCACUGUCACCCCUGAUGUAUCCACUCCACUUCACCUGCCUCUUCUCCUUUAUCUCUUCUCCACAUCUACGUGCCUUCUCUGCUCCCCCUGCUGUUGUUUGUGCACUACAGGAACCCUGCCCCUGGCCAUCGCCUCUCCAUGCCCAUCGCCCGGUGACCUAUCUCUGCUCCCAACUUCCUUGCCACUACACUGUGCUCCCUUCCUAUCCUGCCAUCCUGACAGUUGCCGUGCUGUGUGUCCCUUCAACGACAAUACUCCCUGUAAUCUAACACAUCCUAUUCCUAUGUCAUUAGAUUGGGUACUUCAUCACCGCAGAGGUAUACAUUCUAUCUGCUCAUCAUCCAAUGGAGAACCCCUGAGAUGACUGUAUAGAGCCAUGUUCACUGCCUCUGUCUGGGGUUUAUCUGUCUUUAACUAAGUGUUUCUUUGCCGUGGCUGUGGUGAGUUCCCUUCAGACAGAAAUAUACUGUAAAUAGAACAGACAUUAUUCUAUGUCAUGUAGAUUAGGGUAGUCAUCACGUCAGAUGUAUACAUUUCUAUCUGCAUCUCAUCCCAAUGAGCCCUAAAUGACUUUGUAAUAUGAUGUACUGUAAGUGUUCUGAUUGGUCUAAUAUGAGGCCUGUUUUUAUCCCCCAGACGUUUGCAGACCAGGUGUUUGGCGUGAUGAACUGGACCAUCCCUUUGGCGGUGGCUCUCUCCUGCUUUGGAGGACUCAACGCAUCUAUUCUGGCUGCCUCCAGGUGAGUUAGAAUGACAACGUUCUGAUGCCGGCCUUCUUCCUUAUCUUCCUCAUCAUCAUCUUCAUCAACAUCAUCGUUAUCACUGAUAAUCUCCUCAUUAUUGACCAUGUGUUCUGAUCGGAAAAAACGAUGGGCCCUAUAGCCUAAUUGCCCUACACACGAUAACCUGUGUGUGCGUGUGGUUUGUCCAUUAUCAGUGCUCCAGUGACGUGUGUUUGUGUUUUUUGCAGGCUGUUCUUCGUGGGCUCCAGGGAGGGCCAUCUCCCAGACUAUCUGUGCAUGAUCCACGUCACCCGCUACACCCCCAUCCCCGCACUGCUCUUCAACGUCAGUCAUCUCGCAAAGCCACUGUCUUUGUGUGUGUUUGUGUGUGUUGUGUGUGUGUGUGUGUGUGUGUGUGAACUUCUGUCUGUCUGUCUGGAACAAUGCACAUUUCCAUUUUCUUAAGAGUGGUUUUCUUUGUUCAGUGUUGUAUUGGUCUCAGUUCUGUGUCAACGUUCUGUUUCUGCAUCUACCUAACAUUCUUAUUUUAUUUGGUACUUUUUACCCCUUUUUCUCCCCUAUUUCGUGAUAUCCAAUUGGUAGUUACAGUCUUAUCCCAUCACUGCAACUCCCGUAUGGACUCGGGAGAGGCGAAGGUCGAGAGCCAUGCGUCCUCCGAAACACGACCCCGCCAAGCCGCACUGCUUCUUGACACACUGCUCGCUUAACCCGGAAGCCAGCCGCACCAAUGUGUCGGAGGAAACACUGUACAGCUGGCAACUGAAGUCAGCGUGCAGGCACCCGGCCGCCACAAGGAGUCGCUAGAGCGCAAUGGGACAAGGACAUCCCAGCCGGCCAAACCUUCCCCUAACCCGGACGAUGCUGGGCCAAUUGUGUGCCGCCUCAUGGGUCUCCUGGUCGCAGCCGGCUGCGACACAGCUUGAGAUCGAACCCGGAUCUGUAGUGACGCCUCUAGUGCUGUGAUGCAGUACCUUAGACCGCUGCACCACUUGGGAGGCCCCUCUACCUAACAUUCUGACCCAUUGUUUUGUCUGCCCCAGAAAUCUGUUCUCAGCAUUCUAUUAUUUUAACCCAGUGUUCUGUCUGCCGCAGAAUUCUGUCUGUCUGCAAUCUCAGCAUUCUCUUUGUCUGUUCGUCCCCAUAGUGUUCCGCUAUAUCUAGUUUCUUUGAAAUAUAGUUUUUGUAUAAGGCAUGUUGUACAUUUUGACAUGGUGCCGUUGCUCUAAAUAUAUCUCUCUGCUCUAUACUAUAGGGUGCCAUGGCGCUGGUCUACCUGUGUGUGGAGGACAUCUUUAAACUGAUCAACUACUACAGCUUCAGCUACUGGUUCUUUGUGGGCCUGUCUAUCCUGGGACAGCUGUACCUGCGCUGGAAACAGCCAGACAGAGUCAGACCCCUCAAGGUAGGACAAAGGGAAUUCCACAGUAACAUAAUGAUUUUUUCACUUUUAAAUAUAUGUCAAACAAAUACCAUAGAUUGCAAAGUUAAUUAAACCAUACAACGCACAAGGACAACUUUUAACAAUUCCCACAGAAAAUUGUACAAAAACACAUUUAGUUGAAGAACAGUGCAGAUGCAAAGUUUGGUAACAGAUUGAUGGCACAAACAGUAAUUCUGUUACCAAACUUUGCAUCGGCACUGUUCUUCAAGUAAAUGUGUUUUUGUAACAUUUUCAGUGGAAAUUGUUGAAAGUCAUCCUUGUGCAUAGGGUUAUAUGGUUUGUUUAACUUCGCAAUCAAUGUUUUUUUUUUUUGGGGACAAACAAUUUAAAGUGAAAAUACUAAGUCUCAGCAUCAUUCUGUUCCCAUGGAAUUGCCCCAAACAUCCACACCGUGGCCUUUAACACCCAUAGACCCAACAAAAAAACACUGUAGCCUAUAAACACAUUCAAAGGCAAAGCUCCAUUAGUGUUUUCAUGUAUGAAGCAUUUAUACUGUAAUUCACAAUGCGGGUUUGAAUGUAUGCUCUCUUUCACUGUUUGACAUCAAAACCGGACCCUGUUUCGUAUAGUUGUGUAUUAACUCUUCUUCCCUAUUUCUCUCACCCCCCUCCCUCUCCCUCUCCUCUCUCAGCUCAGUCUGUUCUUCCCGAUCAUCUUCUGUUUCUGCACUGUGUUCCUAGUGGUGGUUCCCAUCUACAGUGACACCAUCAACUCUCUGAUUGGCAUCGGCAUCGCCCUAUCAGGAGUGCCUGUCUACUUCCUGUGUAUCUAUACUCCCGCCACCAAAAGGCCCAUGUGGCUCCGCAGGUUCUUUGGUAAGAAUCAGAUGAAUGUUUGAGUUUAGUAUAGGGUUGGAAAAAUCUGGUGACUUUCCCAAAAUGUCCAGGUUUUCAGGAAAUCCUGGGGAAUCUUCCAACCAGGAUUUCUGGAAAACCAGAGAAUUUUGGGGAAAUUUCUGGAAAUGUGUGACCUUAGUUUGGUAUGACAUGAGUUGCUUACACUUCUCAUGCUAUCUCUCGUGUCGCAUUGAUGUAUUUGAAGGGUAGGUCUCUCAUCCGCUCUCAUCUUCUCCCUCCCUAGCCAACUUUGGUCUGUUGAUUCAGAAGGUGUGCUAUUCUGUCGUGACCGAGUUGGACGUCAUAGACAAGUUGGAGUGAAGAUAUUAAAACCAACCAACACACUGCUGCCGCCGACAACUGAAGACGCACAAAACUAGAGGCUCAACCACACCCCCUCCUGGCCAGUAUCUCCCUCGGCUGCCAAUCAGAGGGCUGAGUCAAACGGCAGCCAUUCAUUAGACCAAAUCUCUAGCCCAACCAAUCAUUGCCAUGAUAUGUUCAUUGGACUAUGGGGUUGUUUUACAGCCAGGGUGACACUCCAGUUGCCUCUGACAUCACAGAGGACAUUCCACACAAACGCACACUACAGAAGAAUCAAUACUAAAACAUUCCUGUGCUCAAAUAUGUUUAUACUCAAAUAUGGAUAUUUCUGAUAGGCUGCGUUUACACAGGCAGCCCAAUUCUGAUCUUUUUAUCGCUAAUUGGUCUUUUGAGGAAUCAGCUCUGA